AUGGAGGAGAAGGUGGGCCUCUCUACGGGUCUUACCCUCGGGCCUGGCUCGCGUGGCCGAUUCAGUACGCGGUCGGCGAGGUCAAGCGGAGUUACCCCGUCCAGUGAUACGGCGGCAGUACUCGAUACAGCAGACGUUCAGGAAGGCAACAGACGAGGAAGCGCAGCACAAAACAGAGGCGUCGAAUGUGUUUUCCUACAUGGAUCCCUCCAUGCUCUACGGUGCUUCCAGUGCGGACAAAUCACCAACUGGGAUGACGACGGACCAGCCCGCCAGGAACGAGGCAAACGCGCCCUAGGCAUCGGAAAGCUUCGACCUGACAUCGUACUCUACGGCGAGGAGCAUCCAAGUGCUGACCUGAUCUCACCUAUUGUUCAGCACGACCUGUCUCUUGCCCCCGACAUGCUCUUAAUCCUGGGAACGAGCCUGAAGGUCCAUGGCCUCAAAGUCAUGGUCAGAGAAUUCGCCAAGGCGGUUCACAACAAGGGUGGGAAAGUGGUCUUCGUCAACUUCACCAAGCCCGCCGAGAGUACGUGGUCCGAUAUUAUCGACUACUGGGUGCAAUGGGAUUGCGAUGCCUGGGUGGACGAUCUGAAGGAAAGGAAGCCCAUCUUAUGGCUCCCACCAGGUUCUAAACUGAAAGUCGAAGGGAAGCCAACCGGCAAGAAGAAACAAGAGGUUACCGCUGAGCCGAAGCCCGAGAAGCCUAUGAAGACCGAGGAUUUGGAGAGGCUUGAGAAAGCUGAGAAGCCGGAAAAGCCGGAGAAACCCGAGCCCAAGAGGCCCAUGGCAAUACGCGACGACAAGGUGAACGGUGCCUACUUAGUUUGCAAAAUCUUGCGUAAUCUGGAGAGGAUUGGUGGUCGGGCAUCGAUGAGCCAGGCUGAUCUACAACGAAUCGUCGCCGCACCCGCGCCAAAACCCAAGAGGGUCAGGAAAUCAGCCCCUGCUGUAAUAGAGACUAAGCCAGCCACUGAAGUGUUGCCGACUACAAUAUUGGAGAACAAGCAGCCAAUUCUCAAAGAGACGAUCGACGUUCUUCACAGCAGCCCGCUGCCCAGUGCAGCUGUUGCCGCCGCAGUGAAAUCCAACCCUCGAACACGAAAGCGGAAGACCAUGUUUGGUGAAGACCCAGCUUCCGCACCACUGCAGCAGAAGCCAGCUAUUGAGAGUCAGCCAAAGCCUAAGCGCAAGAGAGUCAGUCAUCCAACUGAUAUGCAGGAAGACAAGGAGAACACUACCAGCUACUCGGUCAAGCCGCUCGUAAAGGCAUCCCGAAUUUCACUCCCCAGCUCGAAGGCGUUGGCUGGUUUGGCUUUACCGCCCCUCAGGAAUAUCAGCAAAUACCACAACUCGCCGUUAAGAGCUCCGCCUCCUUUCCCCGCAAGAGAGAAGGACUCGUUAAGCCCGACAGAGCAGCUGCUCAAGGAAGAAGAGGCUGCAAUUACCCUCUCUGUCCUAAGGGACGGUAGUGGUAUGAAGUGA
This is a messenger RNA of Phaeoacremonium minimum UCRPA7, 1485 nucleotides long. Its product is annotated as putative hst3 protein. The transcript has 3 exons. Bases 1 to 1485 code for a protein of 494 amino acids. The record is from RefSeq and is a predicted model, not a curated record. Lineage: Eukaryota; Fungi; Ascomycota; Sordariomycetes; Togniniales; Togniniaceae. Gene Ontology annotation, molecular function: NAD+ binding.